Messenger RNA from Danaus chrysippus (African queen), 1065 nucleotides. The record is from the annotation of a GenBank genome assembly. Lineage: Eukaryota; Metazoa; Arthropoda; Insecta; Lepidoptera; Nymphalidae.
AUGAAACUUGGAAUUAUUCAUCUGCUUAUAGGAAAAAAUAACGAGUUAAUAAGUUUAAUUUCAGUUUUACAAAUGUCUGAGACUAGCAAAUCAGAUAAUAUUGAUCUUGAGAACUGGAUGAGAGAUCUUCCUGAACAGUUAAGAAAUGUCCCUAUAAUAUAUCUUGCAAUUCCAGGAAGUCAUGAUUCAAUGACAUACGGCAUAACUAGAUCAAGUGGUCUAGCCCCUGAUGCAGAGCCCAUACUAAAGAGAUUGUACCCUUUAUUUGAAGGUACAAUAUUAAGAUGGACAAUUACACAGGCGGUAGAUUCUUAUCAACAAUUACUCCUAGGCAUAAGAUAUUUCGACUUAAGGCUUGCAACAAAGACAGGGUCAGAAAACUUCUUCUUUUGUCAUGGUGUUUAUGCGGGUGAAAUAUCACAGCCAUUGAAUCAAAUAAAGGAAUACAUAAACAAACAUCCAUAUGAGGUGGUCAUACUAGAUUUCCAGCACUUCUAUGCAUUCACACCAGAUGAUCAUCGGAGGCUUAUGAGAUAUGUUCUGAACAUGUUUGGACCACAACUAGUGCCGCGGCAAGCCGACUUGAGCACCGUCACCUUGAAUGCCAUGCAUAGUUUACAACAACAGGUGAUAGUUGUAUACCGUGACCGUUCAGUGUAUGCCACGAGUGAGUUCUGGCAGCCACAGAUGCUGCCCUCCCCGUGGCCACAGAGGGAAGACAUCAACGGUCUUUAUAACUUCAUGAAGGAAGUACGGAGACAUCCCGGGAUGGGGUUCGUUCAUCAGGCUGUACUUACACCUACACCUGCAUUUAUACUGUUCAGAUGGCUAUCAAAUCUACGUGAGAAAUGCGCCAAGCCGGUCAAGAAUGAGAUUUAUCCGAAAUUAUCAGAAUUCACUCCUGGAAGACCUGUUGAGGGUGAAGAAAAAGCUCCCGUGAAUGUUAUUAUAGCUGACUUCAUAGAGAUGGACAACGCCACAUUCUCAAAAACCGUCAUUAAACUCAAUUUAAAACUAUUAAAAACCGACAUAUCGCAUAACUACGGGAAAUUUAGCUUUAACUAG